Acyrthosiphon pisum (pea aphid) is the source of this 2143-nucleotide messenger RNA. RefSeq lists its product as uncharacterized. Bases 768 to 1832 code for a protein of 354 amino acids. Lineage: Eukaryota; Metazoa; Arthropoda; Insecta; Hemiptera; Aphididae. The record is from RefSeq and is a predicted model, not a curated record. The transcript has 3 exons.
AAACAAUUUAUAUAAAUGUAAAAAUUGCUUGCUUUAUAAAUGGCAGCCGACUUCAACAGUCAGCUGCUGUGACCAAUAUUGAAGUCUAUACUACAGCUGCCGUAGUAUAAAGACUGCUAUCUAGACAUCUAGUUGUUGUAUAUAUCUAUGGUCCUAACACGGCCUAUAAAUUAAGCACAGAAUCAUGAUUUAAGAUAAUAUCAGGGCUUAGACACUGUCUGUGUUAUGGGCAAAUCGGAUGACUUUACUCAUACACAACAAAAGUGGUGCGCGAAAAUGUUGGUUUCAAACAGCUGAUCAACGAUAUGAGAAAAGCUACUAGCGCUCCAAGACGUAAUAUUGUAUAUCUAUAUACAUUCAUAUAUUUUGUAGUACCAAAAGAAAUCACUUGAAUGUAAAAGCUCUAAUUGUAAUUCUUGCUAUGACAAAAUCGUUAACUUUUCGCGCACCAAAAAAUAAGUUUCGUUGAGAAACCUGUAUAAUAUUAUCUUAAAUCCUGCACAGAAUUAUCAAGUGCUUUCAACUGAUAACGUUUCUUUUUAUUCUUUUUAAACCGAUAAGACGGUAUUCUCAUAGAACAUCAACAUUGUUCUUUGGUAUCCUGGGGUGUUUCUGGACCUUUUUUUUUUCAUUACUGCGAAUAUACGAGUAUCGGUGUCGCAAGUUGCGGCCUUAAACCAUUGUUUUGAGGCAGCUGCGUCUUUUAUUGUGGUCGUCAUCAAAUCAGGUUCCAAACGAAUAAUCUACAAAGGAAUCAACCACAACGAAUGAACAUGAAAAUGACCGGUAGAAGAAAACACCCCGUGUGGACUUAUUUCGAUGAAAUUACUAUGGUCGGAAAAUCGAAACGAGCCGUGUGUAAGGACUGUAAACUGUCAAUAGUAGCAUUAGUCGAAAGGAUGAUAAAACACAAGAUUGCAUGUACGCCGCUCCUUAAUGAAAACAAAAUUUUUGAAAGAAAAUAUAGCAUCUAUGAUCCUGUGGAAAAUAAUAGCAUAGCAACUACAAAUUUAUGGAAAGACUCAUCAUCGGAUUCUAAUUUUGAACACGUGACCAAAAGUACAAAAUAUGUACCUUUGUCAUUGCCGAUAAAUCAAUCUGAUAAACAGGAAUUUGAAACAUGUAGUAGAAUUACAAAUUCAGAAAAAAAUAAACUUGAUGGUCAGGUUGCCAGAAUGAUUUAUACAACUAAUUCUUUGAAAAUAAUCAAACCCCCAGAGUUCAAAGGAAUGAUUGAAAUGUUACGGCCCAAGUAUAAAAUACCAAAUGGUUCCAAUAUAGCUAACAAGUUACAAGCGGACGCAGAAAAUCAACAUUUUAAUUGGAGUCAAACCUCUGAGGACAGUUAUGCAGAAGCAAAUGACACAAAUGCAAGUGGCUAUGAGGCGGACAGUGUGCUGGCUUCAAUGAUGCAUGAGUCCAUGGACGACUAUCAUAACCAAGAACCAAUUGUGGACGUCCAGGAGCCACAAACAUGGUCAUCGUGUAGAAAAUACCGCGGUAUGCAGCCAGUAACCAGCGGAGACUAUUCAGACGAUGAUGGUGGAGGCUACAGUAGCAGGAAAAUAAUGCGAAUGUCUAGGCCUGAUGCACCAUCUGAUGAGUUCAAUACAUUCUCAGACUAUGUGGCUGAACGGAUGCGUAACCUUAAAGCCGACAAAGCUCUACAACUAAUGGCCCGACGAGACAUUGAACAAGUAUUGUUCAAGUAUGAAAUGAAGUUGUUGGAGCAAAAGAGAGAUUCACAACAACACCAACAACCCGACACUGAGGCGGCAACUACGUCAAAGUCCAUUUCACCAUCACCUGUCAGUGACUUGGAACAACAGUAGACCUUAAUUAUAUUGAUAUAUACGACAGCGUUUACUAGGUGAUUACAACUAGUCUUUCAGGACCAGCAUCCAUUUCUGUACAUUGUUUAAAAUAAUAAUAUUAAUAUUGAAUAAUGCUACAGGGAGAACUAUUAAUGCUCACGUUAACCCUGAAGUUAUACAUAUUAUAUUUUAGACAUUUGUAUACAGCCAACAAUUUUGUUUGUGUUACUAUGUAAACUUAAAGACAAUUUAUAUACAUAAUAUUGAUUCCUAUAUAUUUCUAUUAUUAUUAAAUGUAUGUAUUUCUAAUAAAACAUUUUACAUUUUAA